GGCUGGAUGCAGACCGCACUGAGUGUUAGACACGCUUCUCUCGCAGCCCAUUGUAAGGCUUAAAAAAAAUGUAUAGAAGGAGGAACAAUUAGGACGUUUCAGCAUCUAUGCGAAGAUGUUUUAUUUUUAAUUGUGGUUGGGACUGGGACUCUGUAAAUGAGCUGUUUAAUAACUCUACUCUCGCCCAGUCCCUGCUCGCUGGAUUUGUGUGUCUGACACCGCCAGUUCUCCAAACCCUCCUGGUGCAGGAGCGGGGAUGAAGCAGCCCUGAUGUCCACUUGGCCGGAGAUAGGGUAUUGGGAAUGGUACCAGAUCAAUUCAGAACAGGCCACGAUGCAUCCGACCAGUGCAAGCAAUGUCACAGAGACUGUGGAGGGAAACAAUUGGAACACUUCCAGAGAGUGGCACUUGAUGAGCAUUGAUCAGUCCAGAAACAUGGUCUACCCAUCCAUGGCUGAGAGUACCAAGCUUCUCAGUGUCCAGAUCACCCUUAUUAUGGCUUAUGCAUUGAUCAUCCUCCUGGGCCUGGUGGGAAACUCCCUGGUCAUUUAUAUGAUCAUAAAGUACAAAACCAUGCGAACUGUCACCAACUUCUUCAUUGCCAACCUGGCCUUGGCUGACCUCAUGGUGGACACACUCUGCUUGCCAUUCACCUUGGUUUAUACUCUCCUGGAUGAAUGGAAACUUGGAGCUGUCCUUUGCCACCUUGUCCCUUACGCUCAGGCUUUAAGUGUCCAUGUAUCCACUCUGACUCUAACAGUGAUCGCUCUGGACCGCCAUCGAUGCAUCGUCUUCCAUUUGGACAGCCGCAUUUCCAAGAAGUUCAGCUUCAUAACCAUUUCCAUGACCUGGUUGGUGUCGGCUAUCCUUGCCGGGCCAUUGGCCAUCUUCAGGGAGUACAAAAUCGUCGACUUGCAGCCCAUUAACCUGCAGAUUGUGGUCUGCUCUGAGAAAUGGCCCAGUGGGAACACCCAAGAUGGAACCAUCUACAGUAUCUCAAUGUUCAUCCUACAAUACGUGCUGCCGUUGAGCAUCAUCAGUUACGCCUACAUUAGAAUAUGGAUCAAGUUAAAGAGCCAUGUUAGUCCGUGCGCGCGGAGUGACAGUCAUUACCGACGGAGAAAAACCACCAAAAUGCUUGUGAUGGUGGUGGUGGUCUUUGCAGUCUGCUGGCUGCCCUUGCACACCUUCCAGCUGGCCAGCGAUCUGGACAAGCGCCUCUUUCAGUUCACAGAAUACAAGCUGCUCUACACCAUCUUCCAUGUGCUGGCCAUGUGCUCCACCUUCGCCAAUCCCCUGCUGUACGGCUGGAUGAACAAGAACUAUCGCAACGGCUUCAUCUUCUUCUUCCGCUGCAACCACAACGUGGACAACCUCAACAACGUGGAGACGUCAGUCAAGGCCAGGCUGCACCCUUUCAGGGUGGAAGCUCACAAUGGUAGCCUUUGCAAUUACAGGGCUACGAAUGGACAUCCACCAACAGAGGUUUAGUGGGGGGCUGGGGGCUGUGGUUUUGGGGGGAGUCGGGUGAAUGUGGGAUUUCACCUUCUACACAGUCAACAGUAUUGAUAGCACCUCGUAUGGAUCAGGCUGUUUGUAGUUCUCCUUCUGGUCAGUGGUCGACAUUGUCCAACUAAGCUGCGAUUGAUUAAUGGAGUAACGCUAAGUAAAAUAAUCCACACUGUCACUGACUUACUUUUUGAUUAAUGCAUGAGCAUCUUUGGCCAGGUUAAACUUCAUUACCCAGCCCCAUAUUUUGAAGGAAGUGGUGAGCAGACUGGCGCAGCAGGAAGGUGUGUUUGUUUUCUUUCUUCCCCUCUUUCUCCCACACUACCACCUAAUUUUUCCCCAGCACCCAUGUCGCGU
Chiloscyllium plagiosum (whitespotted bambooshark) is the source of this 1866-nucleotide messenger RNA. Its product is annotated as neuropeptide Y receptor type 2-like. The record is from RefSeq and is a predicted model, not a curated record. Gene Ontology annotation, biological process: G protein-coupled receptor signaling pathway. Lineage: Eukaryota; Metazoa; Chordata; Chondrichthyes; Orectolobiformes; Hemiscylliidae. Gene Ontology annotation, cellular component: membrane. Gene Ontology annotation, molecular function: neuropeptide Y receptor activity.